AUGACUCCCGUUGUCGUUGAGAGACCCGAGGACCCGAGUCCACCGAACCCGGUUUCCAAGAUUUCGCGAGCAAGUCUAAGUGAAGUCGAGAAGCAAGAUUGCGAAAAUACUUCAGCAACGCCCAAGACUAGCUCUCUCAUUCGAGGUUUAGGAUGGGUAGACCGACUCCUGGCGCUAUGGAUCUUCCUCGCCAUGGCGAUCGGUAUCAUCCUGGGGAACUUUGUCCCGUCAACAGGGCCAACACUACAAAAGGGAAAGUUUGCCGAUGUUUCGGUUCCGAUCGCCGUCGGACUCCUCGUCAUGAUGUACCCCAUCUUGUGCAAAGUGAGGUACGAGAUGCUCCCAAAGCUUCUCUCCCACCGCGACAUGUGGAAGCAAAUCCUGGUGAGCGUUGUGCUCAACUGGAUCGUUGCUCCCUUCUUGAUGGUUCUCAUCUGGAACAGCCUCGCGGCCGGCGACAGCGAAUACUGCGCCAUCCUCGUCGCCAUCAACUCCAUCUUGCAAAUGGUCUUGUUCGCGCCCCUCGCCGUCUUGUUCAUCCGCGUCAUCGGUGGCGAAACCGGCGACCUCGACGUUUCCUACGAAGUCGUCGCCCGCAGCGUGGGCAUCUUCCUCGGCAUCCCCCUCGGCGCCGCCAUCAUCACCCGCUUCGCGCUGCAAGCUCUAGCGGGCCCCGCGUGGUACGAAAGGGUGUUUCUGCGCGUCGCGGCGCCCUGGUCCCUCGUCGGCCUCCUCUACACCAUCAUCGUGCUAUUCGCCUCGCAGGGGAGCCAGGUCGUGCACCAAAUCGUCUCCGUGGUGCGCGUCGCCGCCCCGCUCGUCGUGUACUUCAUCGCCAUCUUCUUCGUCACGCUGUACGGCGCGCGGAGGCUCGGUUUCAGUUAUCCGCUCUGCGUCACGCAGAGCUUCACGGCCGCCAGCAAUAACUUUGAGCUCGCUAUUGCGGUGGCGGUGGCGACGUACGGACCUCAGAGCGAUCAGGCGUUGGCGGCUACCGUGGGGCCGCUGAUCGAGGUGCCGGUGCUGCUGGGGUUGGUCUACGUUACGCGGUUGGUCGCGAAGCGGUGGGCGUGGAGGAGUAGCGGCGGCAUUAAACAAGGCGGCUUCAUCGACAUUUGCAAAAAUACGGGCUUUCCGUGA
Messenger RNA from Parascedosporium putredinis, 1140 nucleotides. NCBI's taxonomy places the organism in Eukaryota, Fungi, Ascomycota, Sordariomycetes, Microascales, Microascaceae. The record is from the annotation of a GenBank genome assembly.